UUUACAGAUAGAAAAAAGUCUGCUUCAUAGUGUCAACACAUUCAUAAGUCUGUAUUAAUUUAACUUUUAUAUAACUUUUUGUUUUGUUAUAUUAUCAAAAAGUUAAUAAUGGGUCAAUUUGAGUCCUCGCUGGCAUCGUUAUUUAAAAACGAAUCGAAUGUAGAAAGUCUGACUGAGCAAACUAAAUUUACUAGAGAAGAAAUACGUGCAAUGAAUGAAAAGUUCAAGAAUGAAUAUCCUAAAGGAUAUUUAACAGAAGAAGAAUUCAUAAAAGUGUAUUGUGAACAUGCGACCGUAAGUUCAAAUCGGACUGCAGUUAGUGCAAAACUUGUUGCUAAAAAAAUCUUUCAAUCUCUUGAUCGCAGUAAAGAUGGAAAAGUUGAUUUUAAAGAACUUGUUUGCCUUUUAUCUAUUUCGACUCAUGGAACAGUUGAGGAAAAACUACGAUGGGUUUUUACAGUCUAUGAUAUAAAUAAUGAUGGUAAACUCUCGCUUGAUGAAAUAGGGAGCAUCGUUCGAAGCAUGCAAUCUUUAAAUCCAAAUGAAAAAAAAAUGAGUGAUAAGCAAAUAAAAGAAAUGUUUUCCCGUUGUGACAAAAACAAUGACGGCACCAUCACUGUAGAUGAAUUUGUUCGCGCUUCAAAAUCAACACCGGCGUUCUUGAAGUUAAUAACAGAUAAUAUUAAUUCAGCAACUAGUUAAAAAAUUUAGGAUUAAAAAUUUGCAUUUGCUUAGAAAAUUUUUUCUUUGUUUUUGUAUGUACGUAUAACAGAUAAACAUUGGCAAUUCAUUUUAUUGGUUUGUUUAUAAUAAUUGUUGCUAACAUAAAUCAAAUUGUAUCAAGUAAUUUUUUUUCUGCAUAAAGAAAUAAUUUUAUUGAAUGAUUA
Molecule: messenger RNA, 887 nt
Organism: Hydra vulgaris (swiftwater hydra)
Lineage: Eukaryota; Metazoa; Cnidaria; Hydrozoa; Anthoathecata; Hydridae
Product: neurocalcin
Molecular function (GO): calcium ion binding
Source: RefSeq, a predicted model, not a curated record